This is a messenger RNA of Liolophura sinensis, 525 nucleotides long. RefSeq lists its product as uncharacterized. The record is from RefSeq and is a predicted model, not a curated record. Lineage: Eukaryota; Metazoa; Mollusca; Polyplacophora; Chitonida; Chitonidae. The transcript has a single exon. The coding region runs from base 1 to 525 and encodes 174 amino acids.
AUGCACCUUAUCAAGUGUCCACCUUAUCAAGUGUCCACCUUAUCAAGUGUCCACCACCUUAUCAAGUGUCCACCACCUUAUCAAGUGUCCACCUUAUCAAGUGUUCACCACCUUAUCAAGUGUCCACCACCUUAUCAAGUGUCCACCACCUUACAAAGUGUCAACCUUAUCAAGUGUCCACCACCUUACCAAGUGUCCACCUUAUCAAGUGUCCACCACCUUAUCAAGUGUCCACCACCUAAUCAAGUGUCCACCCUAUCAAGUGUCCACCCUAUCAAGUGUCCACCCUAUCAAGUGUCCACCUUAUCAAGUGUCCACCUUAUCAAGUGUCCACCACCUUACCAAGUGUCCACCUUAUCAAGUGUCCACCACCUUAUCAAGUGUCCACCACCUAAUCAAGUGUCCACCCUAUCAAGUGUCCACCCUAUCAAGUGUCCACCCUAUCAAGUGUCCACCCUAUCAAGUGUCCACCUUAUCAAGUGUCCACCUUAUCAAGUGUCCACCACCUUAUCAAAUGUCCACUAA